AUAUGGGCAUUUCCACGGUAAUAGGGUACUUCUGUGUGUGAAAGAAUAAAGCGCUUACAGAAAAAUUAAAUAAAUAUCCUGUGGCUUUCUGUGUUUUUAUUUUCAUUGUUGAUGGUAUAAAGAAAUAAAAAAGACAAUUCCAUGCACUAAUAAUGUCAUUUGGUUGUGUUGUCCUCUUUUCUUUAAUGAUUAUUAUUAAAAAUUCCAAAGUACAAUCAGUAAUUGUUGAGUGGUGUGAUUUUGAGGGUGAUGCAAAUAAAAAUUCUAAAAAGAAAUUGAUGUUUCAUGUUUUGAAAAGAGAUUUUGAUGCGGGUGGAUUACGGCAUUGAUCAUAGUUACGGCGAUUGAGCUUUAAAGAGAGAGAGUGAGAGAGUUGAAAAUUACAUUGGCUGAAUGAGAGAUUCUGUCCACCUGUGUUACGUACGUUCAGAGUGAAUUUUCCCACAAUUAUUAGUUGUGUCACCCAACAGUUUUAUGUGCUUUGCAACUCUUUUGAUGAAGGUUGAAAUGUAGACCAAGAAAAAAAUCGUCAAAAUAAACGCAAAUAGAGAUAAAAUCUAUUCAAAAUUUGGAGUGCAAUAUUCGGUCCAACUCACGAACGUACGUAACAACUAAAAAAACGGACCGUGGCGUCCGCGAAUAUGACGCAUGGAUAAUCCACGUAUCAGUCAAGUGAACCAAGGCACUGCAACGUUUGAUUGUACUUGCAAUCCAUGCGCUGACUUCUACAAUCGCGGGGCCGUGUAGCUAGCUUCUGUCCAGUUUGUGCGUACGUUCACGGUUGCUGGUAGUUAGAACGACACGUACGCACGAUGGACAGAAAUGCUAUUCGGUCUUAUUUACGUACGUUUUUUCGCGGGGUUUCGUGAGCAGCAGACGACAUCCGAUCGUAAUCAUUGGAGUAUCAACUCAACAUUAGAUUAGAUCUAGGCUUUGAAAAUCGUGGAAUGGUGCAACCGCAACCCAAUUUAGCUGCAGAUGAUACCCAGAAUGAUGUGAUGACCACCAGACCAACUGGAGAUGAUACCCAGAAUGAUGUGGAGAUCACCGCCGACAGACCAGUGGCAGAUGUUCACCAAGCAGCCGAUGAGUACCAAUGUGGAGACUUUGUAUUGGUCAAUAUAUCAGUCGGCAAACGUGGAAAAAUUCUGGAAUACGUUGGAGAAGUGAAAGAUGUUGUGGGAGAAGAUCUUGUCAUCAAGUACAUGGCCAAGUCGGAGUCUCAUCCGGGGCUAUUUAUAUGGCCAGCACGUGAGGAUGUGUCUCAGGAAUGUAGAAAACAGAUAGUGAAGAAAAUGCCUAACCCUGUCCUUCGGGAAGACAUCAGCAGCACUAGAUUACAAUUUUUCACCUUUGCAGAACUCUCCCCAGAAUCAUGACUUGCUCCAUACAAUUUAUGAAUGUCUUAUUACUCAUAGAUUGGUUAAUAAUGAAUCAAGUCAUUCCAACUUCUUCAGAGAACUUGUGUAAAGUCCAGCACACCCGAUAUCGUCCCAAACCAUCGGUUUUAAAAUCCUUACAAUAUUCUCUGACUCUCGUGUAAGAGGAAAACCUAGAACUGCGUGUAUUGAUGUUAAAAAGGAGACAUGAUUAAAUGGCUGGAUCGUGCUAAUUUAUUGUUCUCACGUUGUACUUCAGUAAGGUUUUAAUCACCUCAAUAGACUUGUGUGUUAUGAAAACAAAUAAAAUUCAUGGAAAAUUGGCACAAAGACACAAUUAUUUACUGAAAAUAUUUAAUGAAUGCUCAAUUGAAUUGAUGCAUUAUAAUAUGCAAAAUAACCCAUUGAGUAUGCAGUGUCAAAUCUUUUUUGAAUUUCAGAUCUGAAUUACAUCAAAAUGAUUGUUAUAAAUACAUGUAUUUGAUUUGAACUUACUUGAAAUGAAUGAUCAUAAUUUUGAGCAAAAAUAGAAUUAAAUAGAGCAUUUAUGAAAAAUGAAGAAAUAUAAAAGGUAAAUAUCAUACACAUUGUAGUUAGCAGAUAAAAGAACUCUAGAAUAAAAGCAUACAAAUCCUGUAUAGACAAUUUGUAAUUAACGACAUGAUGUUUGUGAAAUAUCAAUGAAUAGUGUUUGCCUUUUAUUCUAUAUUGUGUCAACUACUUUCCCAGUCUUGAUGGGAAUUGAUUACAAGCUAAUGCUUACAUGUAGUGAAAUGCAUGCUCAAUUGUUUAACAGUCUGUUAUUAUUGGGCUCUGUGUCCGAGACACAUUUUGGCUACUGACUAUUAAAGACCUAGACUACUUUUAAAUUUGUAUAUAAGGUUUUGUGAAAUUUCAAUUUCAAUGAAAUGAUUAGUGUUUGCCUUUUAUUCUAUAUUGUGCCAACUUCUUUCCAUGUGACUAUAGUUACUAUCUUAUCAUUUUUUAAAUUUGAAUUUGCAAUUCAGGUGUUCAUAAUUGUAUAAAUUUAUAUAAAUGGUUCAUCCAUGGACAAUUUAAGUUGUA
This is a messenger RNA of Strongylocentrotus purpuratus (purple sea urchin), 2444 nucleotides long. RefSeq lists its product as uncharacterized. Lineage: Eukaryota; Metazoa; Echinodermata; Echinoidea; Camarodonta; Strongylocentrotidae. The coding region runs from base 948 to 1379 and encodes 143 amino acids. The transcript is spliced from 3 exons. The record is from RefSeq and is a predicted model, not a curated record.